AUGGACAAUAAGAGUGAAGUUACCGUGGCUGAUUUGUAUGACAGACUGGAGACUUAUCUGAGAGAGUUGGAGUCACUGGGAGUGACUUCACAAAAGUAUGCUGACAUGUUGUUUCCCAUGGUGGAAUCAUUGUUAUUGCAGGUGACUAUGAAAAAAUGGGAACUAGUUCGAGCCAUGAAUACAUCAUUUCCAAAAUUGAAAGAAAAUGCUCAAUUUUGUGAAAGCAUGUUUGGCAGUAUCUAUGUAUGUGAACAAGCAUUUUCACUUAUGAAUUUAAACAAAUACAAAACAUGGAACAGAGGAGCAUUUUCUAUUGUCAGAAGAUGUGUCCAGAAAAAUAGUGGAUUAGAAUUUGCAGCAAAAAUAAUUAAUACUAAGAAACUUUCAGCAAGAGAUUUUCAAAAGUUGGAGAGAGAAGCAAGGAUUUGUCGUAAACUGAAUCAUACGAAUAUAGUUCGACUGCAUGACAGUAUACAAGAAGAAGGCUAUCAUUAUUUAAUAUUUGAUUUUUUAUAUGUAAAACAAGGAAUAUAUCUUAAAUUGAGUUUACAAGGACAGGAACUCCUGGAUAGCUUUUGGCUAUUGGAUAGUUUCAUCUCUCUUGUGGUAAGUAGGACAAAUAACAAUAAAAAGUACCAUAAUAGAUCAUUUAGUUAAAAACAAAAAGCAAAUAUUUAAAUAAAAACAUACAAAAUCAAAUGAAAUAAAUUGGAACAAUACAGAUACUUUCAUUUUGUUCUUAAAAUUUUUUUUAAGAGAAAAAUAACAAUACAUUGAAAAUUAUAAGUUUAAAAAUUGAAAACAAUUAUUAAUCAUGAAAAUUAAAAUAUAUUUAUAAUAUAACAAAAUAAUACAUGAAAUCUGUCAACUAUUGUGCAGUAUUAUAUGGUGAAAGUUGUAAGUUACAUAAAAUAAUUCAGUAUAUAAACAAUUAACUUGUAUUCUUUUAGCAUUAAAUCUGGAAUAAUGAUGUAAUGAAACAGAGCCACACAAUUUUUCUUGCAUGUGUAUGCACAAUUUUAU
Centruroides sculpturatus (bark scorpion) is the source of this 1023-nucleotide messenger RNA. RefSeq lists its product as uncharacterized. The record is from RefSeq and is a predicted model, not a curated record. Gene Ontology annotation, cellular component: cytoplasm; neuron projection. Gene Ontology annotation, biological process: protein phosphorylation. Gene Ontology annotation, molecular function: calcium/calmodulin-dependent protein kinase activity; calmodulin binding; ATP binding. NCBI's taxonomy places the organism in Eukaryota, Metazoa, Arthropoda, Arachnida, Scorpiones, Buthidae. The transcript has 6 exons. Bases 1 to 657 code for a protein of 218 amino acids.